AUGGAGAAGUUAUCCGCCAGCGUUUCCGACCUCGCCUGGAGCUCCGUGUCGUUGCCCCUGGACCUGGUCGUCAGCAAAUUUCGACUACCGACACUUGUACGACUGAGUCAAGGCGAUCAUGUAGAGGGUUUGUCAGAGGAGGAUGUGGUAUUGUUACACUCCUGUCGUCAGUGGACCACUGUCACAGCACACAGUCUGGAGGAGGGACAUUAUGUCAUUGGACCUAAGAUAGACAUUCCUCUACAGUACCAAGGGAAGUUUAAGUUGUUGGAUCAGGAUCGUGAUGUACGGGAGCCAGUUCAAUAUUUUGCAAGCGUAGAGGAAAUCGCUGGAAUUUUCCCCGACCGUGUCUUCGUCAUGGAGCCAAUCACCUUCAGUGUCAAGGUGGUGUCAGGGGAGUUCAGUGAGGAUAGUGAGUUGUAUGACUUCUCUCUGCAAACAGGUGAUGAGCUGACCCUGAUGGGUCAGGCAGAGCUGCUGUGUGUCCAGACACCAUCUUCACGUGCCAACAAUGACAACAACAAAUCACGACUGGGCGCCUUGUUACGCCGACUGGGCAAAGCCGGCAGCGCUCUGGGUCGUCCCGCCCGAACCAAAAUGCCCUGUCUGAUCUGCAUGAACCACCGAACCAACGAGAGCGUGAGUCUACCGUUCCAAUGCCGUGGACGCUUCUGUACUCGUUCCCCAGCGGAGCUGAGGAUGCUGGAGGGAGAGCACACGGUCCGCAGCAUCAUUGAACGCGUGCGUCUGCCAGUUAAUGUCUCCGUGCCCUCGCGACCUCCACGUAACCCCUACGACCUCCACGCCAUUCGUGAAGGUCAACGUUACAAACUUCUGAGCAUCAUUAGCAAGACAGUUGUUCUGUGCUGCAUUCUCAGGAAAGAGCAGGUCACGCCCUCCCACUUCCUGCUCUUGACAGACAUGCCGAGGUUCACGCUGCCUGAGGGACUGCUCCGCCCAGACUCCACCUACCAGCAGGUGGUACUACAAAUCGCGCUGCGUUGCCAGGAGACCUUUGACCCUGAUGACUACUCCCGCGCUGUCCGAGAGGUCAAGACAGAUUUCUCAGAGGAGUGUGUGACUCCGCGCAGGAUCCGCGUGUGUGUGCAGGGAUUGGGACGAGAUGAAUUUGGACACACGCAGCUUCAGAGGCUGUCGUUGUGUGUGUAUGGAGGAGGAGGAACUCUUACACACACACACACACUCACACAAGGUGGAAACAGAGACUCGUUGGGAGACACACAAACACACACGCUCCCCAGCGAAGGGGAGGGAGAGGAACGGGAGUACGUCACACCUGAUUGGACAAAUGAAACACAGGAAAUUCCUUAUGAGGAGCUGUGGACCAAUCAGAGUGCUGGAAGUUAUGGUGAGGUACCUGAAAGCGGAGUUAAGACAGAGCAUAACCUCAUUUCUUUUCACUCUACAUCCUCAUUGGAUGGCUCGGUGAGCCACAGCCACGUUUCCAUGGAAGCUGGUAAAGUGGCUACUCCACCUCCAGUACCUCCCAAAUCAGAAGCUGUGAGGGAGGAGUGUCGAUUUCUUAAUGCUCCUCCUGUUCCUCCUCGAUGUGCUAAAGGAGGAGGCUCUGCCCCCAGCCCACCAGUCCCGCCCCGUUUCCCAAAGCUGCCGCCAACACACACACCCAGCCCAAACCUGUCCUAUUACUCCUCUGGUCUACAGGACAGUUCUGCUCCACGUAGUAGCAGUAGCUCUCCUUCUCCAGACUCGUACUCUCUCUACUGUUACCCCUGCACGUGGGCUGACUGCGUGACCUCUGAACCUGGGGUCACCCCAGACUCCGCCCCUCCUGCCCAGGCCUGUUGGUCCCAUUCACGAGCAAGUGCUGUUUACACCUCCACCACACCGACUGUGCCCCUCCUUGCCACUGACUCCACCCACAAAAACUAUUCCACCUGUCCAAGGCCACGCCCACUGGCCCAGAAACGCUUUGCUCCAUUUGGCGCUCUCAACCCUUUCUCCAACCCUGGACACGUCCACAGCACAACCGACUGGCUGCCCACCACUGGGCGGAGCUCCCCCUCCCUGACCACCACUGACCUCUCCAGCUCUUCCUCCUUGCAAGAGCCAGCCAAUCAGGAAAGCUCAGAGGCGGACACCAUUGCUGUAAACCCCUCCCCUGGCUCCAUUGCCACGGUGAGAGGAGCAGAGGGUGGGGCAGGGUCGUCAUGGCGACCUCCUGCGGAGCUGUGUUCUCUGUCAGUGGAGGAGGUGUCCGCCUGUUUGCGCUUUAUCGGUUUGCCAGAUGACGUGGUGGGUUUGUUCAGCAGAGAGCGGAUCGACGGGUCCAUUUUCACACAGCUCACUGAGGAGAUUCUGUCUGAGGACUUUAAUCUCACCAAACUCCAGGUCAAAAAGAUCAUGCAGUUCAUCAAAGGAUGGAGACCGAAAAUAUGA
This is a messenger RNA of Chanos chanos (milkfish), 2418 nucleotides long. RefSeq names its product GRB2 associated, regulator of MAPK1-like (gene garem2). The coding region runs from base 1 to 2418 and encodes 805 amino acids. NCBI's taxonomy places the organism in Eukaryota, Metazoa, Chordata, Actinopteri, Gonorynchiformes, Chanidae. The transcript has 6 exons. The record is from RefSeq and is a predicted model, not a curated record.